Messenger RNA from Pneumocystis jirovecii RU7, 1227 nucleotides. RefSeq lists its product as uncharacterized. Lineage: Eukaryota; Fungi; Ascomycota; Pneumocystomycetes; Pneumocystales; Pneumocystaceae. Bases 1 to 1227 code for a protein of 408 amino acids. The transcript has 2 exons. Gene Ontology annotation, cellular component: cell surface; fungal-type cell wall; extracellular region. Gene Ontology annotation, molecular function: glucan endo-1,3-beta-D-glucosidase activity; 1,3-beta-glucanosyltransferase activity. The record is from RefSeq and is a predicted model, not a curated record. Gene Ontology annotation, biological process: carbohydrate metabolic process; cell wall organization.
AUGCAUUUGUUAUUCAGGAUUUGCAUAUUAAUUAUAGCAUUUAUUAGAGGAAUUGUAGGUACUGGAAGUCUUGGAUUUUCUCUCAGUACUAGAAAAUUGGACGGAAAAUGCAAAAGUACGGAUGAUUAUGUAAGCGAUAUUUUAUUGAUAAAGGAUUAUUCACAAUAUAUUCGUGUUUUUUCAGUUAGUGAUUGCAAUUGUAUGCAAGAAAUUAUGCCUGCUGUAGUUUCAGAAAAAAUAAAAAUUAUUCUUGGAAUUUGGCCUGGCGGUAUUAAUACUCAGCAAUUUGAAAUUGAACAAGAGGUUUUGAGAAAAUAUUUGUCUAAAUAUUCCUCUUAUGUUUAUGCAAUUACCGUAGGGUCAGAAGUUCUUUAUCGCAAUGACUAUUCAGAUGAUGUUUUAGCUGACCAAAUUACGACUGUUCAGAAAUUAUUAAAGGAAUUGGGACUUAGUAAUAUUAAAGUUGGCACUGCGGAUACUUGGAACGUUUUCGCAUCUGAUAUUGCUAAUAGUGCUAUUAAGGCUUCAAAUAUUAUUUUUCUCAAUUUAUUUCCAUAUUGGCAAGGAAUGGCAAUAGAGGACUCUCCUAUUACAUUCUUUAGUGGUGUUUCUCGUGCUAUGGAAGUUUCUAGGAUAAUAAACAAUAAUCUUGAGGUGUGGGUUGGUGAAACAGGAUGGCCUACAGGUGGGAUUUCUUAUGGGAAUUCAUUACCAAGUGUAGAAAAUGCUGCUUAUUAUUGGGAAAAUGUUAUUUGCCCGUCUUUAUAUAAUGGCCUUAAUGUUAUUGUUUUUGAGUUAACAGAUGAGCCAUGGAAGGGCGAUGCUGUUGGGUUAACUGGUCAAAGUUCAGAUGUUGAAAAAUUUUGGGGUGUUUUUGAUAUUAGGAAAAAAAAAAAGUAUAAUUUAGAGUGUCCUAAAGAAUCUGAAAAAAAUAUACCUUCUAUUAAUAGUGUAGUUAAGAUUUCAUCGGAUUCUGAUUCUAAUGAUUUUAUUGGUUCUAAGGAUGACUCUGCUGAUUUUGAUUCAAAGGAUGACUCUGUUGAUUCUGAGAAUGAAUCUAACGAUACUGAUAAUAAUUUGAUUCCUGAUUCUGAUACUGAUCAAGUACCUCAAGAUACAGAUGAUAUAAAUAUAUCGUCUCGUGAAUCCUUUAUUCUUAAAAAUAAUAUAUUUUGCAUUAGUUUUAUUUUAUUUAUUUUUAUGAUUAUUUUUUAUCAAUUUUAUUAG